This is a messenger RNA of Pygoscelis adeliae (Adelie penguin), 1685 nucleotides long. It is a transcript of the gene TAPBPL, whose product is annotated as TAP binding protein-like. Lineage: Eukaryota; Metazoa; Chordata; Aves; Sphenisciformes; Spheniscidae. The transcript is spliced from 7 exons. The record is from RefSeq and is a predicted model, not a curated record. The coding region runs from base 1 to 1338 and encodes 445 amino acids.
AUGAUUAUAGCAGGCCAGAGGAAAGGGCCAGUGAAAGCUCCCACACCAGCACCUCCGUUUCGCAGGGUGGAUAUUGCCCUGGGCUGCUCCUAUGUGGGGGAAGAUGUAAGAGGUUUGCUGCAUGCCUCUGGCGAGCAUCCUGCUACUCUCGUGCUGAGGGGUAUCAGCGUCAGAGAUGAUGGGAACUUGGAUGAUGUAACUGAGUACAAAGUCCCACAGAAAAAUCCUGACUCCUCUUCUCCCAUUGUCUUUGAAGCCUCAGCCCAGUCGGUAUCCAUCCCACACGCAGAGUCCAUGCUGCACGCGGACUGUGAUGGGGAGGAGGUGAACUGCGAGAUCUCCCCAUACAGCUUCCAGCGGCCUGGCGAGGGGCCCUGCCAUACCUCCUGGUUCAUGGCCACCCUGCAGCUCUCCAGCAGCAUCAGUAUUGCCCUGGUGCUCAGAGGACCCCACUGCAGCAGCUGGGAGGAGGAGCACGAUGCAACACUGCACCCAAAGCUGAGGAUUCCUAUGAGCAAGGAGGGGACGUUGCUGACCACAGUUGAAUUUCAAUCGUCAUCAUGCAACACUUCCCUGCACACGCAUCUUGGCAGCUCGGUCACCCUCGACUGCCGCUUUGCCUUGGCUCCCAGCUCCUCAUUUUCCUCCCUGGAGUGGAGGAGGCAGCACCAAGGCAGUGGCCAUAGCCUUUUCUGGUAUCAGGUGGGGAGCACAGGCCCAGCAGCGGAGCCAAAAGUCCAUGUGGAUGUGGUGGAGCUGCUGGGGAGUGGAGACGCGUCGCUUAGCCUGCAAGGAGUGAGCGUGGGAGACGAAGGGACGUACAUCUGUUUGGUGUCCACCUCACUGCACCAGGCACAGCACAUCAUCCAGCUGCAUGUGGCCGAGCCUCCAAGAGUUCAUGUCAUUCCAGCAGUGGUGUCAUUUGAGAGAGAUGUGACAACUACUCUGACCUGCAGCAUUGCUGGCUAUUACCCCCUGGACGUCUCGGUGAGCUGGACACAGAAGACUCCUGAGGAUGACGCAGAAAUCCCCCUCUCAAACGCACGUUUCUCCAGCCACCGGCAAAGCCAAGAUGGCACCUACAGCAUCACCUCCUACCUCAGCAUCAGCUCAGCCACAGCACAGGCACCAGCCAGCCACAGCUGCCAUGUUUCACACGUGGCCCUGGCAGAGCCCAUCUCUGUGAGCGCCCAUCUUAAGGCACCAGAGCAAACGGGAUCGGAAGGACUGGUGGGGGGUUUCAUUGCUACCGCCAUUUUCAUCGUUGUCCUCUUCAUUGUGCUCAGGAGAAAAGCAGCUAAACCAAAGUCUGAGCAACUUCUAAGGGCUUCAGAAUAGAGGAAACCCUUGUGUCACCCACCUGCAGUCCUUUGUCUCCCGUCCCUUGACACAUCCUACCAGGAGAGCCAGUCCUGUCCAAAUAUUAACAGAGCUAUUACUCGGUAUGGGAGGGGUAGGGCUGCCCUUGGUGGAGGAGCCGAGUGACCGUUCAGAGGUGGACUCACAGAAAAACAUGUCUUCAUCUUGGGAGGGCAACAUCGAUAGCCGCAGCUCUUUGCUGGGAUGCUGCAUCACAGGCAACAUGCAUUCGUUUUUAGAAAUGCCUCUUCUCUGGUUUCAGGGAAAAUUAAAUUGUAUAUAGAUGAGUGUUUGUAUGACUGUAUAUAGGUAUGUGUGUAUACAGA